AUGGUAGCGAAUGUACGCAGACAUAGUGACAACCUGAGGACUACGCUGCUCCUGGUUCACACUGUACUUGCCCAUCUUGUAUCUGUCCGUCCCGAGCGACCACCUGCAUCCGACGUUGUGGAGCUGCAACACAUGGUGACCAAGCUGCAACGCUCAUCUCGGAUCGGUCCAACUUGGCGAUAUUCCCAUACAGAAGCUACAUUGAUGCAGUACGCGCAAGAAGUUAUCGUCAAAGAGAUGAAAAUUUGCGAGCGAAAUCCAACUGUAAACCGGACCGUUCAGGCUUUACAUAUCGAAAGUAACGAUGACCGUGUCCCACAAUGGGCGAAGGCCAUACAAGCGAUACGAGAAGAUCAGCAAGAAUCAAGGGUCUCUUCUGUAGUUCCUGCAAUCUCUUCAAAGAGCCCUGGAAGGACGUAUAGUGUACUGAGAAGUCUGUCGCCGAUCCAAAACAUGCAACAACAUGAAGCGUCCGACUCGGAUGAUGAUCUGGAUACCGACUUCGCCAAAGCGGCAUUGAGCACUGGCUCCCAAGCGUUCGACGCCGGUAUAUAUGAAGAGGCAGACUCUCUGCUUCAAGAAGCGCUAAGGAUAUUGCUAUUGCUGCAAAAGCGAAGGCGAGCUUUCUGCGACGUCUUCAGUCUGCACUAUAAGCUUGCAGUUUGUGCGUACCACGUUCAGGGACCGGCAGAUGCCGAAAAGGCUUUGACCGGAUUCGUUGAACAAUCAGCGAACUCUGAUACAGAACGUGAAUGGAUUCACAAUGCAACUCACCUGUUAGCUCAGCUGUACGUCCGCAUGAAUUUUCUCGACCGCGCACGGAUCGAAUGCGAGAAGACCUUGCAAGCACGGCGACGGCUACAAGGAAAACAAAGUGCCGCCUCUUUAGAAUCGAUGGCGCUCAUGGCCCACAUCUAUGUUUUGCUUGACAACCGUGCGCUUGCAAAAUCGUGUCUUGCUAUGAUACCAGAGGCCAACCGGGAGACCGUGUUGAGAGUGGUCGAAGAAUCACUUGGGAAGAAUGUAGAGCACCUAGAUUUCGCCUCACUGCUCUCACGAGUGAGACCUGUCGAUGCCGAUACGAUUGCAGAGCGAGCCCAUAGCAGCAGACUCUCUACAACAACCUUAGAGUCAUCCUUGGAUCACAAUGGCAGCGACUCGGCGUCUGUGAUGACGAAGUCACACGUAGCUGACCCUUGGCAUACACCUCGAAGUAUUGCAUCCGAGAACGUUACCUUGUCGGAUUCGAGUCCUCGUAUAAAGAAAUCGCACCCUUCUGUAUCGAGUGAAACAGAGCGGGGGUUCUCAAAAGAUGAAAGCCAAGUACGAGAUUACUCUCCUAGCAUAAGGAAAGCAGACGUAACGGUUGCGAGCUCAUCUGAACCCGAGUACAAAGGGGAAAACAAGGCGAAGCCGCUCUCCCGUAAAGAGAUACUCAACAAAGUUGGCUGUCAACCCCGAGACCGAGCUGAGGAGGCUGUUUGCGAUGGAGAUUACGGAGCUCUGAUGACUACACUGAAUAAGAAGAAAGGUUUCUGGCGGUCAAAUGUGCGUAAGCGUGGCCGCACAGAGCGUGUGACAGCACUGCACUUUGCCGCUCUAUUUGGUGAAGUUGACAUGGCGCGGGCCCUGAUACAGGCAGGUUUCGGCGUCAACGAAGUCCCUUUCGGCUAUUCGACGACUCUGACACCCUUAAAUUUUGCCAUCGGCGCCCGGCAGGUGAUCAUGGUCGACCUGCUCACUAUGAAUGGUGCGGUACCGGCUUCACCAGACACAUGGUCGACAUUGGCAGGACAGCUGAUGAGCCGGUCAUGGCUGAUGAAAACGAUGUCGGAGGCUGAAAAGCACCUGGUCCCAAAACGGAUUACUGAGAUUAUGGAUAUUCUACUUCACCGCGGAUGGGAUAUCAAUGCCCCAAUAACGGCAUCUGGAGGGACUGUCUUGCACCAAGCGGUAUGUUUUUGGACCGGGGCAUACAAAUGGGAUUUGAGUCUUCGCGCUGCGGUAACUUCAUUCCUAUGCGAGAGAGGCGCAAAUCCAUUUCAGGCGAACUCAGAAGGCAAGACCCCUUAUGAUAUUGCGUCCGCCUCUGAACACCAGGACCUCAUGGUGAUCAUCGAAGACCACUCCAGACAGAAAAGGCUCUUAGGCACACCUGCGAUGCCAGUUGAACUGCCCGGUCAGUCCCAUUGA
Alternaria postmessia is the source of this 2193-nucleotide messenger RNA. RefSeq lists its product as uncharacterized. Gene Ontology annotation, molecular function: protein binding. The coding region runs from base 1 to 2193 and encodes 730 amino acids. The transcript has 3 exons. Lineage: Eukaryota; Fungi; Ascomycota; Dothideomycetes; Pleosporales; Pleosporaceae. The record is from RefSeq and is a predicted model, not a curated record.